Molecule: messenger RNA, 8615 nt
Organism: Solea solea (common sole)
Lineage: Eukaryota; Metazoa; Chordata; Actinopteri; Pleuronectiformes; Soleidae
Product: nebulin-like
Exons: 70
Coding region: 211-8109 (2632 amino acids)
Biological process (GO): cardiac muscle thin filament assembly
Cellular component (GO): Z disc
Molecular function (GO): actin filament binding
Source: RefSeq, a predicted model, not a curated record
GUCGAGAAGACAGUCGACCAUUGCAGCAGACACUCAAGGACGAGAUUGAGUCGCUUAGUUGCUCGUAGAGUUACUGUUUUUUUGUUUUUAAAUUAAAGCUAAAACAGGAAGUUGAAGAAGAUUAGAAGAACGAAGACUGCGACAUUUGACAAGCUGGAAAAGAGACAAAGACGUCAGGAUAAAACUUAGAUAGAAUAAGAAGAGCGCGACAUGGAGGAAGAGGCAGCGUCUGCUGCUCCGCUGACGGAUGGAUUUACUGAAGACGUGAAGGGAGAGAGAAAAGCGUCGGUGGAAACGACGGUCGUGACAUCGUCCACGUCUGUCGUCACCGCGACCACGACCGCGACGGACCGAGUAGAGGAGAAAGAGGAGGCUCAGGCAGAGGAGAUGAUACUGUCCACGACUGUCGUCACGACGAUGGAAAGGACGGAUGAAGUGGAGGAGGAAGAGGAGUGUGAAACUGAGAAAGUAUCACAGGGGGAAGAUGUUGAGGAGGAAAAGGAGGAAGGAGAAGAAAAAGAGGAGAGCGAAGGGAAAACGAUUCUGGGACGUUGGGAAUCAGAGGCUACUGCUGAUGUGAAGCCUCCUCUGCCUGACCCAGCGUUCAACAGGAGGUGCAGUUUACUCGCCAGUGAUGUGAAGUAUAAGGAAGACUUUGAGAAGAUGAAAGGUCAGAGUAUGUUUGUUCCUGGAGCCGAACUCAUCCACUCCAAGAACAUCAGCGCUGUGAUAUCUGAGUCCAAGUAUAAAGAGGACAGUAAGAAGGAGUCGUCUCUGUCUCUGUUCUCUGUUCUGCCGGAGACGCCACAGACGCAACACGCCAGAGAAGCUUCAGAGCUGCAGAGUGAGAUUAAAUACAAAGGGAACUUGAAGACAGAGAUUUCCUCCUCUCUUUAUUCUCUGCUGCCUGAAACCACAGAGACUCAGUUUGUCAGAGAGCUGACGGAGAUGAUGAGUGAGAACAAAUACAAAGAAGAAGGAAAGAAGGAGAGGAGCAGCAGUUUGUACUCUCAGCUUCCUGAAACAGCCGAGAUGCAGCUGGCGAAGAGCGUCCACGAGUUCCAGAGCGAGAAAAAGUACAAAGAAGAUGGGAAGAGAAAGGCGUCCAUCUCCCUCUACUCCCAUCUCCCUGACACGCCAGAGAUUCAGCACGCACUGGAGGUGUCGCAGCUGCAGAGCGAGGUGAAUUAUCGUCCGAAGAAGCUUUUCAAAGGAGCUCCGCCCUCUCUUUACUCCCAACUCCCCGACACUUCGGAGAUCCAGUUCGCCAGAGAGAUGACGGAGAUGCACAGCGAGAGUAAAUAUAAAGAAGUCGGGAGGCGGAGCCUCUCGCAGAGUUUCUACUCGCAGCUUCCAGAGACGACCGAGACUCAGUUUGCCAAAUCUGUGGCUGAGCUGCAGAGCAAGAUGCGCUACAAAGAAGCAGGAAAGAAAGUCACAAACUCGUGUCUGUACUCCUUUCUCCCUGAGACGCUGGAGACGGCGCGCGCCAAAGAAGUGUCGGAGCUCGUCAGUGAGCUAAAGUAUAAAGAGGACGGUAAGAAGGAGAUGAACGUCAGCCUUUACUCUCUGCUGCCCGACACCAUCGACACACGACACGCCAGAGAGGCGUCACAGCUGCAGAGUCAGGUGAAAUAUAAAGAGAAGAGUCAGAGCAGUUUGUAUCAUUGUCUUCCAGAGACGACGGAGACACAGCUUGCCAAACAGCUGUCAGAGCUGCAGAGUGAGACAAAGUACAAAGACGCUGGGAAGAAGGAAGCGAGUUCCUCUCUCUACUCUCUGCUGCCGGAAACCAUGGAAACGCUGCACGCCAAAGAGACGACAGAGCUGCUCAGUGAGGUUAAAUACCAGGAGAGCAGCAGGAAGCAGAUGAGCAGCUCGCUGUACUCCACGCUGCCCAACACGCCUCAGACCAGCUUGGCCAGAGAGAUGACGGACAUGCUGAGCGAGAGUAAAUACAGAGAGGCUGGCGUGAAGAGUCUGACUCAGAGUCUGUACAGUCAGCUGCCACAGACGCAGGAGACGCAGUUUGUCAGAAGUGUCUCUGAGCUGCAGAGCGAGCUGAAAUACAAACAGGGGAACAAAGACGUGUCCAGCUCACUAUAUUCAACUCUGCCCGAGACCCUGGAGACGCUUCACGCCAGAGAAGCUUCUGACCUUCAGAGCGAGCUGAAGUACAGGGAGGCUCUGAAGAAAGACCUGUCCUCCAGUCUGUUCCACCUGCUGCCUGAGACCACAGACACGCUCCAUGCCAAACAAGUCUCCGAACUUCAGAGCGAGCUGAAGUACAAAGAGGACGGUAAGAAGGAGAUGAGCAUGAACCUUUACUCUCUGCUGCCCGACACCAUCGACACACAACACGCCAGAGAGGCGUCGCAGCUGCACAGUCAGGUGAAGUAUAAAGAAGGCUUGAAGCAGAAGACAGAGAGCAGUUUGUACCAUCGACUUCCAGAGACCACAGAGACUCAGCUGGCUAAACAGCUGUCAGAGCUGCAGAGCGAGAUCAAGUACAAGGAGUCGGGUAAGGAGGAGGCGACCACCAACCUGUACUCACUGCUGCCUCACACCAUGGAGACGCAGCACGCCAAAGAAGCCGCAGAGCUGCUCAGUCAGGUCAAAUACAAGGAGAGUGGGAAGAAGGACAUGUGCAGCUCGCUGUACUCCUCGCUGCCCGACACAUCGGAAACCAGCUUUGCCCGAGAGAUGACGGACAUGCUGAGUGAGAACAAGUACAAAGAGGCCGGGAAGAGAAGCCUCUCUCAGAGUUUUUACUCUCAGCUCACAGAGACAGCAGAGAUUCAGUUCGCUAAAGGUGUCUCUGAGCUGCAGAGCGAGUUGAGAUACAAAGAAGCCGCAAAGAAAGACGCCACAAACUCUCUGUACUCCACUUUACCUGAGACUCUGGACACACAGCACGCUAAAGACGCUUCACUGCUGCACAGUCAGCUGACGUACAGACAGAAUGUAAAGGACACGUCGUCGUCGAGUCUUUAUCACAUGAUGCCUGAAACAAUGGAGACACAGUUUGUCAGAGAGAAGACGGACAUGAUCAGCGAGGUCAAAUACAAAGAGGACGGAAAGAAAGAGAUGAGCGUCAACCUGUUUGGUUCUGCUCUGCCCGACGCUGUCGACACACAGAGAGUUAAAGAGCUGACAGAGCUGCACAGUCAGGCUAAAUACAAAGAAGCCAGUAAGAAACAGGCGUCCACGUCUCUGUACCAUCGACUGCCUGAAACCAUGGAGACGCAGCACGCUAAAGAGGCGUCGCAGCUGCAGAGCCAGAUUUUGUACAAAGACGCAGUGAAGAAGACAAUGUCGUGUCCGGUUUAUCACCAGCUGCCUGACACGCUGGAGACGCAGUUCGCUCGAGAAGUCGCAAACAUGCAGAGUCAAAAAAAGUACAAAGAGGAUGUGAUGAAGAGUCAGAGUCUCUACAGUCACAUGACCGAGACCAACGACACAACGUUUAAUAAAAGUGUUUCUGAACUACAGAGUGAGACAAAGUACAGGAAGUGUGGACGUCAGGAGGCGGCGAGCUGUUUAUACUCCACCAUGUCUGAGACUCUGGACACUCAACACGCCAGACAGGCCUCACAGAUCCAGAGUCAGGUCAAAUAUAAAGAGGACGUACAGAAGGAUUUGUCGUCCGCUCUGUUUUCUACUCUGCCUCAAACCAUCCAGACUGAGUUAGCCAAGGAAGUGACGGAGCUUCAGAGUCAGGUGAAAUAUAAAGAAGACAGUAAGAAGGACAUGUCCUCGUCUCUCUAUCGUCUCCUCCCCGACACGACAGAGAUGCAUUUUGCCAAACACAUGUCAGAGAUUCAGAGCGAGGUGAAGUACAGGAAGGACAAAGAGGACCUGUGUGACACGCUGUACGCUCUGCUGCCUGAGACUCUGAACACACAGUUUGUUAAAGACAUGGCUGAGACUCACAGUGAGGUGAAGUACAAACAGGAGGGGAAACAGCAGACGUCGUCGUCUCUUUACUCUAAACUUCCUGAGACUCUGGAAACUAAACGUGUCAAAGAAGUGACGGAGCUGCAGAGCCAAAACAAGUACAAAGAUGGAGGGAUGAAGGAGACGUCGUCGUCUCUUUACUCUCAGCUCUCUGAAACGGCAGAGACACAGUUUGCUCGUGAGCUGACGGAGCUGCAGAGUCAGAACAAAUAUAAAGAAAGUGGGAGGAAGAGUCAGAGUGUCAGCGUUUACUCGCUGCUGCCAGAAACCAACGAAACUCAGUUUGUCAAAGCUGUUUCUGAACUUCAGAGUGAGAACAAAUAUAAAGAAGCAGUGAAGAAGAACUUGUCCAGCUCUCUGUACUCAAAGCUGCCGGAGACUCUGGACACGGCUCACGCCAAAGUGGCUUCACAGCUGCAGAGUCAGGCAAAGUACAAACAGGACAGUAAGACUGAGGCGAGUGACUCUCUGUAUCAUCAUCUGCCUGAAACCAAGGAGACGCAGCUGGCCAAGGAGCUCAGAGACGUCUACAGUGAGUUGAAGUACAAAGAGGAGGCGAAGAAAGGCGUGGCUAACAACCUGUACUCACUUCUGCCUGAAACAGCUGAGACGCAGUUUGCCAAGCACGUGUCAGAGAUACAGAGUGAGGCCUUGUACAGGAAGGACAAAGACGAUCUGUCCGUCAGUCUGUACUCGCUGCUGCCGGAGACUCUGCAGACGCAGUUUGUCAAAGACAUGGCUGAGACGCACAGCGAGGUCAAGUACAAGGAGGCGGGAAAGAAAGAGGUGAGCACUUCUCUGUACCAUCAGCUGCCCGAGACUCUGGAGACGCAGCGAGUCAGAGAGGUCACUGAGCUGCAGAGUGAGAACAAGUACAAGGAGAGCGGGAGGAAGCUGAUGUCGUGCAGUUUGUUCGCUCAGCUGCCGCAGACGGCCGAGACGCAGCUCGCUGCCAAGAUGUCCGACCUGCACAGUGACAGUAAAUACAGAGAAGACGGGAUCAGGAGCCUCUCUCACAGUCUUUACUCUCAGCUGCCACAAACCACAGAGACGCAGCUCGCCAGGACUGUGUCUGAGCUUCAGAGCGAGGUGAAGUACAGGGAGGCGAGUAAGAAGGAGGCGAGCAGCUGUUUGUAUCAUCGACUCCCUGAGACUCUGGAGACUCAGCACGCGAGAGAGACGGCAGAGCUGCACAGUCAGGUGAAGUACAGAGAAGGUAAGAAGGAGCUGAGCUCCAGUCUCUACUCUCUGCUGCCGCAUACUGAGGACAUGAAGGCAGCUAAAGCUGCCAUGGAGCUGCAGAGUCAGAGUAAAUACAAACAGAAAGGCAGAGACGAGAUCAGCAGCAGCGUUUUUCGCCACAUGUCACAAACCAACGAGACGGAGUUCGCUAAACAGAUGUCGGAACUUCAGAGUCAGGCCUCAUACAGGAAGGACAAAGACGAUCUGUCUGUCAGUCUGUACUCGCUGCUGCCGGAGACUCUGCACACGCAGUUUAUCAAAGACAUGGCUGAGACGCACAGCGAGAGUAAAUAUAAAGAGUCCGGUAAGAAGGAGCUGGUAAACAGUUUGUAUUCUCUGCUGCCGCAAACCAAAGAAACUCAACACGCCAAGGAGCAAACUCGGCUGCACAGCGAGAAAGCGUACAGAGAGGAGAGUAAGAAGGAGGCGAGCUGCAGUCUGUACGCACACAUGCCUCAGACCAUUGAGACCGUGUUCGCCAAAGAGCUGACCAAGACGCAGAGCGACAAGUUUUAUAAGGACAAGUUUAACCGUGAGAAAGGACUGUCCAACUACACCAACAUGAAGACACUGCCUGAGGUGGAGCACGCCAUGGAGGUCAACAAGAACCAGAGCCAUGUCGGCUACACUAAAGAUAAAGAGGAGCUUCAUCAUUACAACGCACUUCCUAACAGACCUGACAUCAUCAACGCCAGCAACGCUGCUAAACUGGCCAGUGACGUUGCCUAUAAGAACAACACAAAGCCAGUCUACAGUGACGGCUCAGUUUUAUCCAGAACUGACAUCCAACACGCUAAAGAGGUUUCUAAACUGACCAGCCAGGUGAAGUACAAGGAGAAGUUUGACAGACAUUUAAAGGGCCAGAAACCUUGUUACAACCCACUCGACUGUGUUUCCUUCAAACACACACAAGCUGCUGCUGCUCUGGCCAGUCAGGUGAAGUACAAGAACAACCAGAACCAGAAACCUGAAGGAUCUGCAGACCUGCCGAACCUGCUGCAGCUGGAGCACGUGCUGCACGCCAGCAAACUGCAGAGCAACGUGGAGUAUAAAAAGAAGUACGAGCAAUCGAAGGCGCACUACCACGUCCCCGUGGAUACUGCUGAACAGCUUCACCACAGAGAGAACGCAGCACUGCACAGUCAGGUGAAGUACAGAGAGGAGUAUGAGAAGAACAAAGGUCGAUGUCAGAUGGAGUUUUCUGACACUCAGACGUACAAAGUGUCCAAAGAAUCUCAGAAGAUGCAGAGUGAGAGAGAAUAUCACAGAGAUUAUGAGGAGCAGGUGAAGGGAAGAGCGUUGGUGGACGUGGAUCAGACGCCUGGUUACCUGACGGCGCGUCACGCCACCUCUCUGCUGAGCGAGAAGGAGUACAGGAAAGACCUGGAACAGGAAGUGAAGGGGCGGGGCUUGUCAGGCGUGGGUCUGGAGGAAACACCUGAGCUGCUGAGGAUUAAAAACGCCAGUCAGAUCCUGAGCCAGAGAGAAUACCGCCGCGAUCUGGAGCAGGAGAUUGUGGGUAAAGGCAUGGAGCUGAGCGCCGACGUCCUGGAGAUACAACGAGCCAAGAGAGCGUCACAGAUCCAGAGCCAGAGAUUUUACAAACAGACGGAGCAGCUCAGAGAGAACUCAUACGGAACGCUCACAGACACUCCACAGCUGUUGCACGCCUCCUACCUCAAAGACGUCUACAGUCAGAAGAAGUAUAAAGAUGAGGCGGAGCGUCUGAAGGGUCGUUACAGUCUCGUGUCUGAAACUCCAGAGAUGGAGCGAGUCAGAGAGAACCAGAGACACAUCAGCUCUCUGCGCUACAGCUGGGACUCCAAGCUCAUGAGAGGGUUAAAGUUGUCCGUCACAGAGACGCCGGAGAUCGUCCUUGCCAGAGAGAACACCAAGAAGAUCAGUGACGUGCAGUACAGAGAGGAGGUGGGACACGGGACCGCUGUCAUGGAGACGCCCGAGAUGGAGCGAGUGAGACGCAACCAGGAAAACAUCAGCUCUGUGAAGUACAAGCAGAGCGCGGUGAAGGCCACGAGUGUCGGAGUGACGCCGGAGCUGGAGCGAGUCCGACAGAACCAGGACAACAUCAGCUCGGUCAAGUAUCAGCGCGGGCUGCAGGAAGUGAGGGGGCGGAGCUGCACUGAGCUGGACACGCCCGAGUACAGGCGUGUCAGGAAGUCACAGGACACGGUUUCCAUGGCCAAGUAUCAUGAGGACUUUGAGCGAGCGCGCGGCCGCGGCUACACACCGGGAUUGGACGAUCCUAGCAUGGAGCGCUACCAGCGGGCCAAUCAGAUGAUGGGGGAGGCGGCCUAUAGCAAAGGGAUCCACCCGCAGGCGAUGGAGAUGGACAGACGACCGGGAGGCAUCAUCGUAGACCUGAAGGUGUGGAGAACAGACCCAGGCUCCAUAUUUGACUUUGACCCUCUGGAGGACGAAGUCCAGUCCAAGAGUCUCCGCAGGAUGUCCGAGCGGGUUGAGCGCAGGCUGAGCAGGCCUCACUCGCAGCAGUCUCUCACCCACAGCCAGACUCAGUCCGUCAGCUCCCUGACCUCUGACCUGUGGGAUCGUAGCAGCGCUGACACUCCUGCUCCAGUCCUUCCUGGAGCGUACCAUCAGGGCGUUCAGAUGCAGCAGCAGCAGCAGCAGCAGCAGUAUCAUCACGGCUACAUGCACCAGACCAGCAUGUCAUCGGUCAGAUCCGUCACCUCCCCGCCACACUCGGCCACAAUGCGCGUUUAUCGGGCACUGUACGAUUAUGCGGCUCAGGACCUCGACGAGGUUUCCUUCAGGGACGGCGAUGUCAUCAUCAACGCUCAGCCCAUCGACGAGGGCUGGAUGUACGGCACCGUGCAGAGAACCGGGAAGUCGGGAAUGUUGCCUGCUAACUACGUGGAAUGUUGCAACUAAAGGAGAAAAAAAAAGAGAAAAGAAAAAAAAAAAUAAAGUUAGACGUUAACGAUCUUUGAAUUUCAACGUAAGACGACGUCCCAAAUGUGUUCUCUAGAGUAUUCUUGAGAAAUGUAGGUAAUCCCGAUAGGAGCUUCACAGAGUGUUUCAUUUAGCUCGGAAGUCGGAACCAGGAACCACGUCACAUGGCGUUUAAGUUAAGUUAAGUUAGCUAAAUAGCAUGCUAAGCUAGUCCAUAUGUUAAACUCGUCACAUGAUAUUUCACACAUAAAAACCAGCAUCAUAACAUUUCAUUCAUGUUAGCAUUUUAGCCACAUUUGCUAAAUGUAAUGGCUGAAUUAGCAAACUAAGCUGGUAUAUUUGGAAAGCUUCAUAGCUAUAUUUGCUCACUGUUACUACGAGCUUUGCUAACCAGCAGGCUAAAUACAUAUUAGCAUACACAAUUAACACUGAUUCAUGUCAGCUUUUACAGCUAGCUUUAUUAAGUAGAAAGCUAGAAACAAUUU